Heterotrigona itama is the source of this 858-nucleotide messenger RNA. NCBI's taxonomy places the organism in Eukaryota, Metazoa, Arthropoda, Insecta, Hymenoptera, Apidae. The record is from the annotation of a GenBank genome assembly.
AUGUAUUCGUGUAAAAUUUUGAACAGAAUACUUACACGAUUAAAAAGCAUGACAGAUGGUGGGGGUUUUCAGUUGAAGCAGUUGUGCAGAGAUAUUGAACAGAGAUCCUUGUCUGCGAAUCAUUUUUCCUCACGUGCACUUAGUUCUUGUAAUAAAAAAAUGUCGAAAUACACGAUUGUUAUGGUACGUCAUGGAGAGAGUGAAUGGAAUCAAUUGAAUCUGUUUUGUGGAUGGUAUGAUGCCAAUUUAUCUGACAAAGGUAAAACUGAAGCAGCUCAAGCUGGAAAAGCAGUUAAAGACGCAGGUCUGAAGUUUGAUGUUGCUCAUACAUCAUUGUUGACAAGAGCUCAAGAAACUUUGAAAGCUAUUCUUAAAGAAAUUGGUCAAGAAAGUAUUCCCAUUCAAAAAACAUGGCGCUUAAACGAACGUCAUUAUGGUGGUUUGACUGGUAUGAAUAAAGCAGAAACUGCUGCUAAGUAUGGUGAAGAACAAGUUCAAAUAUGGAGAAGAUCCUUUGAUGUACCACCUCCAGCUAUGGAGCCAGAUCACAAAUAUUAUGAUACAAUAGUAAAGGAUCCAAGAUAUGCAGAUGGACCAAAACCAGAGGAAUUUCCUAAAUUUGAGUCUUUAAAAUUGACAAUUGAGAGGACAUUACCAUAUUGGAAUGAUACUAUUAUUCCACAAUUAAAAGAAGGAAAAAAGAUCAUCAUAGCUGCCCAUGGAAACAGUUUGCGUGGCAUAGUCAAACACUUAGAUCAUGAAAACUUUAAACCUGUUGUAUCUAUGAAAUUCUUAGGUGAUGAAGAAACUGUAAAAGCUGCAAUGGCUGCGGUUGCUGCUCAAGGAAAAGCUAAGUAA